UUCCACCUGUCUUGUUAGUCUAAAUGUGUUUAUGUUCCCUUGUGUGUUUUGUGGACCAUGGUUGAGUCUCCUGCUUUUUCUCAAGGUGUCCAGUUAAUGGAACUCCAGCUUACACUCGUGGUGUGUGUGUUCCUGAUGUGCUCAUGUGUGUGUGGCUUCAACCUGGAGACCACGGACACCCUGAGCAAAGAGGGAGAGGAGGGGAGCUUCUUCGGCUUCUCACUCGCUCUCCACAAACAGACCUCCCCUCAUCACCAGAGCUGGAUCCUGGUGGGGGCGCCACAAGCUCGAGGUCUUGGUCACCUGCGUCACAUACACACAGGUGCACUGUAUCGUUGUCCAAUCACAGCUGAGGAGUUUGACUGCGAGCGAGUCGACAUCGAUGGAGAUGUGAGUGUGGACAGAGAGAGUAAGGAGAACCAGUGGCUGGGGGUGACGGUGAAGAGUCAGGGCAUCGGGGGGAAAGUGCUGACGUGCGCUCACCUAUAUGAACUGCGGCAGCGUGUGAAUCAGCCAUCUGAAACUCGCGAUCCGAUUGGCAGAUGCUACGUGCUAAGUGAAGACCUGAGUGAGAGAGACGACCUAGACGGAGGAGAGUGGAAAUUCUGUGAAGGUCGUCCUCAAGGUCAUGAGCAGUUUGGUUUCUGUCAGCAAGGACUGGCGGCCAGCUUCACACCCGACAACAACUACAUCCUGUUUGGAGCUCCAGGGACCUACAACUGGAAAGGUGAGAUGCGUGUACAGCUGCUAAACCAGACACUGUUGGAUUUGGGUUACUAUGACGACGGGCCGUAUGAGGUGGCGGAUGAGAAACAGUUGAAUGCAGCGUUAAUUCCUCUCCCGUAUCACAGCUACCUGGGGCUGUUGUUCAUGGCGAGUGCAAUUGAGGACGCGUUGGUGUAUAAAACCCUGGAACCGUCCAAACGACCCACAGCACAUGAUGUAGCGCAAAAUAGCUACUUAGGUUUCUCGGUGGACUCGGCUAAAGGAGUGAUGCAACACUCGGAGCUAACGUUCAUAGCUGGAGCACCUCGUGCUAAUCACACUGGUGCAGUGAUGAUGCUGAAGAAGGACAGUGCUCACCGUCUCAUCCCCGAGUUCAUCCUGUGGGGAGAGGAGCUAGCGUCUUCGUUCGGUUACUCCGUCUCUACCACAGACCUUAACAUGGAUGGGUGGACAGAUUUAAUUGUUGGCGCCCCAAACUUCUUUGACCGUAAGGCAGAGAUUGGGGGGGCGGUUUAUGUGUUCCUGAACCCCACGGGACACUGGGACGAGGCGCGACCCAUCCGCCUCAACGGAACCUACGACUCCAUGUUUGGCAUGACGGUGUGCGCCACGGGAGACCUAGACCUGGAUGGAUACUCAGAUUUUGCAGUUGGAGCUCCAUUUGAUGGUCACGGUAAAGUUUUUAUUUUCAGAGGUUCAGCUGAAGGUAUUGAAACUAAACCAUCUCAGAUUCUGGAUGGAUUACAUUUUGGCGUGUCCCGGUUUGGUUACUCUAUAUCUGGAGGGUUGGACAUUGAUGGGAAUUUGUACCCAGACCUGGCAAUUGGAUCUCUCAGUGAUCAGGUGGUUCUGUUCAGAUCACGGCCGGUGAUCCAUGUGAUCAGAGAUGUUUCGGUGGAGCCGCAGCACAUUGACCUGACGCAGCAAACCUGCACGGGCCGAGACGGAGUGUGUGUGGAGGUCAAGGCCUGUUACAGCUACACAGCUCACCCUGAAUCUUACUCACCUUACAUCACUCUCGGGAUUCAUUUUGAGGCGGAUACUGAGCGCAGGAAGGCAGAGUUGCAGCACAGAGUUCACUUCCUGGGUCGAAGGCCAUCUGAGCCUGAAUACGUUCAUUCAGAAGAGCUCGAGCUCAGAGGCCAAAAUAAUCCAGCAUGCCAGACUGCUACCUUCAUACUGCAGGAGAACAUCAGGGACAAACUGCGUCCGGUGUCUCUCACUAUCACACACACUAUAAAGAGGACACGACAUGAACGACAUGUCCCUGAUCACACACACCAGCGCCUGGGACAUCUCACCCCCGUCCUGAGUCCUACCCCCCCAAACACACUCCACUCAGAGGUGAACUUCAUCAAAGAAGGCUGUGGUGAGGACAACAUUUGCCAAAGUAACCUGAAACUGAGCUACAGAUUUGGGACACGACCCUCAAUUUCAGAUAUCUUCACUGCUUUACCAAUAGGGGAGGAUGGCGUGCCUGUGUUUUCUCUUUCUGAUCAGAGGUCAGUGGUUUUGGAGGUGACUGUGAUGAACACACCCUCUGACCCCACCCACCCCGAGGAGGAUGGAGAUGAUGCCCAUGCUGCUCAGCUCACAAUCAAACUGCCACACACACUCACCUACUCUGGGGUCAGGGGUCAGGUGGUGUGUGAGGUGAAUCAGAAUGGCUCUCGGGCAGACUGUGAGCUUGGAAAUCCAUUCAAGAGAGAUGCUGUGUUAAUUUUCUACAUUAUUUUGAGCACGUCAGGCUUCACCGUGGAAACGACGUCUUUAUCAGUGGACCUGCAGAUGUCCACGAUCAGUGAGCAGAUCCACCAAUCUCCUGUUACAGCUCUCGCUCGUGUCGUGAUAGAACUUCCUCUCACUGUCAGCGGAGUGGCUCGUCCUCAUCAGCUGUUCUUCAGUGGGACGGUUCGAGGAGAGAGCGCGAUGGAGACUCUGGAACAAACAGGAAGUGAAGUAGAGUUCGAGUUCACUGUUUCUAACAGCGGUCAGUCUCUGCAGACUCUUGGCUCGGCGUUUCUGAACAUCAUGUGGCCUCACGAGCUGCCGAAUGAAAAAUGGCUGCUUUACCCUACUAGUUUACACUCCGAUCAUCCACACACACACUGCACACAUCACUCAGCACUUAACACACUCCACCUCAGACACACACACAAUACACACAACACACACAUACUGUCACAGGUGAGAAAGACUCGCUCAUAUCCUGAGGAUGAAGAACAUGCACCUGUGAGAAACAACAUGCAGGACAACACACCUGCCGUUGCUGCUAACGACCGACGCAAAUCCCUCAAACUGGAUUGUGUGUUAGGCUCAGCAAGGUGUGUAGUGUUUCAGUGUGCACUUCAGAAUUUCUCCGGUUCUGUGAAGUUCCGUGUUGCAGCUCGUCUGUGGAACAGCACCUUCAUCGAGGAGUUCUCCGGGGUUAGCGUGUCCGAAGUGUUGGUCAGAGCAAACAUCUCCGUCAAGUCCAGCCUCAAACAUCUGGUGCUCAGAGAUGCUGCUGCACAGGUAUCACUGAUGGUGUAUCCUGAGCUAAGUGUGUUGGAUGCGUCAUGGGUUCCAUGGUGGAUCAUCCUGAUCGCUAUAUUAGCUGGAGUGAUCAUGCUCGCUUUGAUUGUCUGCAUCCUGUGGAAGUGUGGGUUCUUUAAGCAGACAGAGAGACAUCCUCAGUAUGAGACAGAGUUUUAUCGUGCCCAUCGUCACCUGCAGCCAUCUGAUGCAGACAAACACACGGUGGCACAAUAAUUCCAACACACACACACUUCGGUCUUUGGUUCGGGUUUUCCGGAGGUCUCCAUAUAAGGACAGCAUUCCUGAAUAUCAUGCAGUAAGAAUCCGGCAGCAGGAACGCUCUGACCUUCAUCCUGACCUUCAGCCUGUAAAACCUCUCAAACCUGCACAACCCCCAACAUCACACAUCAAACAGUGGAGGACACAAUGGAGUGAUGGCACACACUAACAGACACACACACACACACACACACACACACACACACACACACACUUCAGCAUGUUCUCUAAAGCAUUUAAACAGUACUAAACAUUAAUUGAGGUGUGUCUUUACGGGCCGAACGGGGUGUGUCUUUGUAUUUUUAUAUGAGCAAGAUGGACACGCCCACUUCUCCAAAGACAAACCCUCCUUCGUUAAAAAACAAGCCACACCCACAUGUCUCUCAGAUACAAUACUGAUACCAAUUCAUACACUGUCAGCAAAUCUAACACUAGCUUAUGGCUGCUUUUACCUUCAAAACACACACACACACACACACACACACACACACACACACACACAUUAUAAAUGUAUAUCUACUGUAUGCUGCUGAGUGGCUCCUUUUUUAUUCAUUUAAUCUAAAUAAAGUUGAUUAACACAUGCUAGUUAACUGACAUGCUAUCAACAUUUGAGGUUCUUCUGUAGUGUUCUGUAGAAACAUAAGUGACACAGCAGAAGAUUGUUGCUGGGAAUCACUGGCUGCUGUGUGACAUUCCUGAUGAUGAAGUUUUCAGACUUGGUUAUAAUUGUAAUAUAUAUAAUAUAUAAUUAAGGUUUUUCCCAUGUGCUCGGAUCUCUCACUGUGUGUUAGAAAUGUCUUCUUUCAGAUAUAUUCUCCUUAGAUUCAACCACAAAACUACUUAGAACUAAGAAUACAAACAACAUGGAAAAAGUAUAUAAUGUUAGAACAAAUUAAACAUAUAAUGAACAAUGAAUAAAUCAAUAAAUAAAAACAGUUUCUGUAAAAAGUGUGAAAACUAAAUGUUUUAUAGUGUUUGAGAGAAAUGUGCAUAAUGCUUUUGUUUCUAUACAAUAAACUCAGCAAUGAAACAGUAUAAAAA
This is a messenger RNA of Silurus meridionalis, 4563 nucleotides long. It is a transcript of the gene itga7, whose product is annotated as integrin, alpha 7. Gene Ontology annotation, biological process: integrin-mediated signaling pathway; cell-matrix adhesion; cell adhesion mediated by integrin. The record is from RefSeq and is a predicted model, not a curated record. Bases 58 to 3477 code for a protein of 1139 amino acids. NCBI's taxonomy places the organism in Eukaryota, Metazoa, Chordata, Actinopteri, Siluriformes, Siluridae. Gene Ontology annotation, cellular component: external side of plasma membrane; integrin complex. Gene Ontology annotation, molecular function: integrin binding. The transcript is spliced from 28 exons.